This is a messenger RNA of Penicillium verrucosum, 1476 nucleotides long. Its product is annotated as heme-dependent oxidative N-demethylase family protein. NCBI's taxonomy places the organism in Eukaryota, Fungi, Ascomycota, Eurotiomycetes, Eurotiales, Aspergillaceae. Bases 1 to 1476 code for a protein of 491 amino acids. The transcript has 3 exons. The record is from RefSeq and is a predicted model, not a curated record.
AUGGAUUUUCUAUCGAUCACGGAGAACCUCUGGCGAGUUGGACUCAUUCUACUAACUGCCACUGGAGUCUACGCCGUCAUUAAUCGGACAUUUGGAAAAUAUCUUUUGGGUAGAGUUAGGUUGUGCGGCCAAAGACACUCAACUGCCCGAACACCACCACGGUCUUUCUCUCCGGACAAGAAAGCUGCAACAAGCCCAACUACCCCAUCUAGCUAUGCCGAUGUUCUCCCACCCCAACGCAGACAUGCCCUUGCAGAUAUUAAUUGUGAUCCCGUACCCGGACGCGACGUGCACGAAGAUGAAGUGCGUCGCCAUAUUCUACCCAUGAGCGCCGACUAUAGAACCAGCCCUGGCGACAAGUAUACACCUAUGGGAUUCUCAGUGGCAGAAAUCAAAGGACUUGGAGACUUUCCUGACUAUGCGGCUCUAAGUGGAGUUGCGCUUCCUAGUCCAUAUCCCGAAUUCAAUAUCGAAAAGGCACUACCUCGACCAUAUCGUCCAUUCCGGUGGGCGUAUCACCAAACUAUGUCCUUGACCAAGCUCGAGACAGACUGGUGGAUCGAGCUUGAAAGUACAUACAAGAACCGCAUUGCCCAGCGCAAAGAGCUCUACGCCAAAAAUGGCGAGGAAGUUCUCGAUGCCAUGCCAGGCUCCGAGCUUGCAUGCAAGGAGUUAAUGGAAAUGGUCUUGCAAUUUAUCUGCGCCCGAUACCCGCAGUACUUCACCCUGGUUGACAAGCGAGUACUGCAGAACAAGAUCCUCGGUACCGAGCAGGAUGUCACAGCCAUGCCCCCUCUCGAAGUCCUUCUCGAGAAUGUCCCAGAGGACUUCGCAAUCAUGCUUCGGGACGAAAAGACGGGGUUUUACUUCCUGCGUGCGGCGGUGAUCUGCUCCGCGCUAGGGUGGAAUGUCGCGUCGAAGAUUGGGAAGCAGCUGCAUGAGAUCCAUGAACCGAUUCCGGAAUAUAAAGAGAAGAUGCAGUUCUCGAUGGAUCGAUUUUUCACCAAGAUGCCGACGGAAAAGCCAAUCCAGCGAGGCUCGUGGGGCCUGGAAAUUGGACAGCCAUUGUACAUGCCACCCGGGGACCCCCACGAACUGCAACGGCUAUCUCAGCGGACUGAUUUGACCAUUGAUGAGUGUCAUCUGCGGGUGGACUGGCAGACUCUCAGACGUCUGCCCUUGUCUGGUGCAGUUAUUUUCAAUUUCAAGGGGCUUUUUACUGCAGUUACAGAAUUUCGUGAUGAACCUGGCGUACCGGGCUUGGUGAGGAAGGUUGUUACAGAGGGAAAGAAAAACCUCAUGGAUUACAAGGGUGUUUGGCAUGUGCAGCAUGUUGUGCUUCCUAAGUUGGAGGAAUGGGCCGAGGAGCAGAAGGAUAAUGGGUUAGUCCCGAAAGAUUGGGAAGUAUCUACUUUGGAUGAUAAUCCGUGGUUUAUGGGUUGGCAGGAGAAGUGGCAUCGGCAGCAAGGAUUCUAG